Fusarium fujikuroi IMI 58289 is the source of this 201-nucleotide messenger RNA. RefSeq lists its product as uncharacterized. The record is from RefSeq and is a predicted model, not a curated record. The coding region runs from base 1 to 201 and encodes 66 amino acids. The transcript is spliced from 5 exons. NCBI's taxonomy places the organism in Eukaryota, Fungi, Ascomycota, Sordariomycetes, Hypocreales, Nectriaceae. Gene Ontology annotation, biological process: mitochondrial electron transport, ubiquinol to cytochrome c.
AUGGCCCUCGCCAACACACUCUACAGGAGCCUCUUCUCCACCAACUACCUGAUGCUUGCUACUGUUUUCACUGCUGGCUUCGCCUGGGAAAUUGGCUUCAACAACGUUAUGGACAAAGUCUGGGACAACAACAACCGAGGCCGACAAUGGAAGGAUAUCCGACAUAAGUUCCUCGAGGGCGGCGAUGAGGAUGAGGAAUAA